UCGAUGUUUCGGACCAAUCGGGGCACAGUGGGCGGGUACUUCCUGGCCGGGCGCUCCAUGACCUGGUGGCCCGUGGGGGCGUCGCUCUUCGCCAGUAACAUCGGCAGCGGGCACUUCGUGGGUUUGGCGGGCACCGGAGCGGCCAGUGGCAUCGCGGUCGGCGGCUUCGAGUGGAACGCUCUGUUCAUCGUCCUGCUCCUGGGUUGGGUCUUUGUUCCGGUCUACCUCACUGCAGGGGUGAUCACGAUGCCUGAGUAUCUGAAGAGGAGGUUUGGAGGUUCCAGGAUCAGUUUGUAUUUGUCCAUCAUCUCCCUGUUCCUCUACAUCUUCACCAAGAUCUCGGUGGACAUGUUCUCCGGGGCUGUCUUCAUUCAGCAGGCUCUGGGCUGGAACAUCUACAUCUCUGUGAUCGCUCUGCUCCUCGUCACCGCGCUCUACACGGUCACAGGAGGACUGGCAGCUCUCAUGUACACAGACACAGUGCAGACGUUUGUGAUCAUCGCUGGAGCCUGUGUCCUCACCGGAUACUCGUUCUCGGAGGUGGGCGGGUACACUUCGCUCCUGCAGAAGUAUCCUGUGUCUGUGCCCGUGAACCGCUCGUCUCUGGACCCGGCGCGGUACCACAUCGCCCCCUGGUGUUACACUCCUCGCCCCGACGCCUUCAGCCUCCUGCGCGACGCCUCCACCGGAGACCUGCCCUGGCCCGGGGUCCUGUUUGGGAUCGCCAUCGUGGGAGGCUGGUACUGGUGUACGGACCAGGUCAUCGUUCAGAGGUGUCUCGCCGCUCGGAGUCUCACAGACGUUAAAGGCGGCUGUAUUCUCUGUGGGUACCUCAAAGUUCUGCCCAUGUUCCUGAUGGUUUUCCCCGGGAUGAUCAGCCGCGUUCUCUACCCAGACGAGGUGGGCUGCGUGGUGCCUGAGCUCUGUCGGCAGGUGUGCGGCACGGAGGCGGGCUGCAGUAACAUCGCGUACCCCAAGCUGGUGGUGUCGCUGCUGCCGGACGGCGUGCGCGGCCUCCUGCUCGCCGUCAUGCUGGCGGCGCUCAUGUCCUCGCUCGCCUCCAUCUUCAACAGCACCAGCACGAUCUUCACCCUGGACGUGUGGACGAGGCUCCGCCCACGAGCCACCGAGACAGAACUGCUCGUCGUCGGAAGGGUGUGUGUGCUGUGUCUGGUGGGCGUCAGUAUCGGCUGGUGCCCGUGGUGCGCGUCUCAGGGCGAGCUCUUCGACUACAUCCAAUCGGUGUGCAGCUACUUGGCCCCGCCCUUCGCCGCCGUCUUCUGCUGCCGUGUCAGAGAGAAACGGAAAUACAAACCUGGGGCGUUCUGGGGCCUGAUGGGGGGUCUCGUCAUGGGUCUGUCCCGGAUGAUCCCGGAGUUCUGGUUCGGGACCGGCUCGUGCGUCUUCCCGUCCCGAUGUCCUCGGAUCAUCUGUGGAGUUCACUACCUCCACUUCGGAAUCCUGCUCUUCUCCUGCACCUGCCUCCUGGUCCUGAUCAUCAGCUACAGCUCCAGACCCGUCCAAGACCGACACCUGCAUCGUCUGGUCUUCAGUCUGAGGAACUCCAAAGAACCGAGAGUCGACCUGGACCAAACUGAAGACGACCAGAACCAGAACCAGAACCAGACCCAGAACCAGAACCAGACUGAACCAGUUGUGGAUGAGGAAGAGGAGUCCGGGAUCUGCGCUGUGAUUGGUCGGUUUUGCGGCGGCGGCUCUAAGGUCCGCCCCUCGGAGCCCUCGACCAAUGAGAAGCCUCCGCUGCCCGACAUCAGCGAAAACCCGAAGUUUAAAAUCGUCGUCAACGUGAACGCGCUGAUCAUGAUGAUGGCCGCCGUGUUCAUGUGGGGAUACUACGCCUGA
Molecule: messenger RNA, 1863 nt
Organism: Boleophthalmus pectinirostris (great blue-spotted mudskipper)
Lineage: Eukaryota; Metazoa; Chordata; Actinopteri; Gobiiformes; Gobiidae
Product: sodium/glucose cotransporter 2-like
Biological process (GO): sodium ion transport; transmembrane transport
Cellular component (GO): plasma membrane
Molecular function (GO): D-glucose:sodium symporter activity
Source: RefSeq, a predicted model, not a curated record